AUGGAAGUCCACGGCAACUACCUUGCCUACGAAGUCGCGCGGUACAAGGAGAAGCGCCCAGGAGAGACGACCAAGCCGCUCUGGGGAUCCAGUUUUGAUAUCAAGGCUCAGAGGGAGAGGCUGGAGAAGCUGUCGUUGAUCGACAGGGCUGAGGCGACCGCUUUGAAGCGCAACUACUACAGGGACCUGUCCGUGCCCAUCAAAGACAUUCUCCACGCGUAUACCUCAAUGCUCCCGAUCCCAAUCCCCGAAGAUGAAACCCUCGAACAUGCGCAAAAUGACGAACAAGCUCAUCGAGAUCAUCGAGAGAGUGUCCGCACGGAGGGUACCCUCGACGUGUUUAAGGCUGAAGACGGAGACCGCAUCGGCGUCAAGUUCAAGCUUCCUCGUGCUGAUGGCGAGGGGAAGAGUCAAGGCUACUAUCAUACCGUCACCUUCGUGCCGUUGGCGGCAGGUCUGGGCCAAUAUUGUUCUUGUAACCCUCUGUCCUUCGCUCCGCGUCCACAUGCACUCGAACGCGGACAGUAA
Apiotrichum porosum is the source of this 528-nucleotide messenger RNA. RefSeq lists its product as uncharacterized. Lineage: Eukaryota; Fungi; Basidiomycota; Tremellomycetes; Trichosporonales; Trichosporonaceae. The coding region runs from base 1 to 528 and encodes 175 amino acids. The record is from RefSeq and is a predicted model, not a curated record. The transcript has a single exon.